Heterocephalus glaber (naked mole-rat) is the source of this 3730-nucleotide messenger RNA. RefSeq names its product centrosomal protein 44 (gene Cep44). NCBI's taxonomy places the organism in Eukaryota, Metazoa, Chordata, Mammalia, Rodentia, Bathyergidae. Gene Ontology annotation, cellular component: spindle pole; centrosome. The record is from RefSeq and is a predicted model, not a curated record. Gene Ontology annotation, biological process: centriole replication; centriole-centriole cohesion.
CUUAUGCUUCCUCCCCCCCACCCCUCCCCCGUGCUGGGCUCUGCCGGAGCCCUUGUGAGGGCGCUUCUUUUUUCGGUUGCUGCUGGUGAACCCGAGGGAACUGGCCGGGGUGCGCCCUAGUUUGUUCAGAGAUCGCUUCUCUCUGCUGUCCUUACGGAGACCCCCGGUGCAGACAAAUUAUCAGGUGAAAAAUUGUAUUGCAAGAAUUGGAGCUGAAUCUAAUGUUAAAUAAUGGCAACAGGUGACUUAAAAAGAAGCUUACGGAAACUAGAACAAGUGCUUCGCUUAUUAAAUUAUCCUAGAGAGGUGGAUUAUGUUGGUUUGAUAAAGGGAGACACAGCAGCAGCUUUGCCCAUCAUCAGCUAUUCUCUUACCUCGUACUCACCCUUUGUAACAGAACAUCUCAUGGAAUGUAAUGUAGAGCUCCUAGCAAAGAAUGACCUGCGCUUUACAGAUACUGUCUAUAAGCUUCUUCGUGAUCAAUUUGAUUAUAAACCAAUUUUGACAAAAGCGCAAUUUAUGCAGCAUGGGUUCGCAGAAUGGAAAAUCCAGAUUAUUUGUGAUAUUUUGAAUUGUGUGAUGAAAAAGCACAAAGAAUUGACUGGUGUUAAUAAGACUCCUUCACAACCAAGAAAAAAAAUCAUUUCUGCUUAUUCAGAGCCUUCAUCAAGCAAUGAGAAAGCACCUGCAGAACCUGUUGGCUUUGAUGUCACUGGCAGAUUUAUGACUUCAGGAAAGAAGAAAGCUGUGGUGAUUCGUCACCUGUAUAAUGAAAACAAUGGUAACAUUCCGGAAGAUACAGAAUGUUCGGUAACAGAUGAUAAUGAAGUAUGUGAUGCAUCAGACUUAAAGGCUUCUGAAAUAAAGGUUACUGAAGUGCAGGUCCUUGAAACCAAGGCUGAGCAGGAAGAUAUAAAAAGUAAACCAGAGAUUACUACACUACAAACUAUGCUUGCUGAAUGUCAAGAAAAACUUAAUAAGUUGACUUGGAUAGAGAAAAGGCUAGACUCUUUGGAAGAAACAAUGAAAGGGAAAGUGAUAGUAGAUGAAAAAACCUGGACUAAUCUUUUAAGUCGGAUCACUCUUCUUGAAACAGAAAUGCUUUUGUCUAAAAAGAAUGAAUAUGUAGAGUUUAAUGCAAUGAGUGACGACUAUGUUUCCAGUAGUGACAUAGAUCUGGUGACUCCUGAUGAAAAAAUCAAAAUUGAGAGGCCAGCAAAUAUGCCUCUGUCCUCUGGUUAUAAUACAGAAUCAACAAAUUCAACUCCCAGAGCCUCAACUAUUACUUACUGUGGUUUGAAAGAUACUUCAGAGGAAACAACAAUCCAGAAAAUGGAAAGGAUGAAAAAAAUGUUUGAAGAAACUGCAGAGUUAUUAAAAUGCCCAAGUCACUAAUUGUAGAAUUUUCUUCAUGAAUUUCUGUAGGACUUUGGCUACUGUACAUGUUGUAUAUUUUAAGAACAUUCCAUAUAAUUUUAAUAUACUAUAAUAUUUUUAUUAAGAAUUUGUAUUCCUUUUGGUAUAUGAGUUUUUCCAUUCAUUAUUGAAUAAAUACUUUGAUAUUUUUGAACUAUUCUUAUACUGAUUACUCUCUCACUUUUCUUAGGAAAAACUUAUGUGCUAGUACAUUGCUUUUACAGAGUGAAGUCAUUACAGCAAGCACUGCAUUUUUGUGUUGACAUUUGUUGGCAGUGUGCUAAGUAAUAUGUUUUUUAAAGUACAGGCUUGAGGAUCAUGGUUUACAUCCUGUUGGAAGCAUUCCAGCUAGGACUUGCAUAUUGUACCCAAGAGGCUCUCAUACAUACCGUCUUGCCAUCUGUGCUGACGAAAAAGUUGUAAUGAAAAGUCGGAAGUGCUCAUUGACAAUUAAAUAAAACAAAAACACAGCUAUUUCAUGCUCAGUCAAAAAGUAGUAAUAUUAACAUUGAGAAGGUAACAAUGUAAUUCUCCUUUUGUAGCAAAACAGGUCUGCAGAUUCACUGUGAGAAAUGUAUGGAGUAUUUUAGUGCUCUAUUGUAUGUCACAUUUUAAGAGCAGCAGCACAGACCCAGGAGGUCCUCAGCCAGUGUUCAGAGAUACACAGUGAGGUUUUCCUUUCUGUUUUAAUGACAAGAAACUAAAAUUUUUUGGAGUGUAAAAGCCUUAGAUGAAGCUAAAUAGACAAUUAAAAUCAUUUUAUAAUUUUUAUGUAAACAUUUUUCUAACUUUGUAAAUAAAAGUAUAAUCCUGGAAAAUCAAGAAAAUUGACUUAUUGGGAGGGUAAAGUACUUUUCUUUUAUUGAUAAUCUGAUUAUAUUUUAUUAUUCAUCUGUUUCUGUUAUAUAAUUCAAUAUUCAAAUAUAAAAUAUUACCUUUAAGGUAUAGGUAAAGACUUAAAGCAUUUUUAAUAUUCUGAUUAGUGUUUAGUCAUUUAAAACUGAACUUUUAUGUUAGCAUACAGAAGCAUACAAUUUAGUAUAAAUUUACUUAUCUUUUAAUAGCAUAUGUAAUGAAUCCAAUUAGAUUUAUUUUUCCAACUACAUGAGAGGUACAUUUAUAAAAAUCUCUUUUAAAAAGAGAUAACUAGUAUAGUCUGUUAGUGCAUAAAGCAUCAGUACCAGAAUGGAAUUAUAGCACCACCUUGUGGUUAAUGUGCCAAUAGUUUAUCUUUUGUUAAAACAAGUAGUUUCACAUAAAACAGGAUUUUUUUUUUUGGUACCAGAUACAGGGAUCAGACUCGGGACCUUGCGCUUCCCAGGCAAGUGCAGCACCACUGAGCUACAUUCCCGGUCCAUAAAACAAGAUCUUAUUUUAACUUUGAAAAAACUCAAUUCCAAUUUUACAAAGAAACAUUUUUCAAGCUUUUUGUGGAAGACAAAAGAAAAGUCUCUUUGUCUCUAGCCUCCUUUUUUCUUUAUAUAAAGUGAAUAUACAUACACUUGGAUGAUUUGAAACAUUUCCAGUCUCCUAAUUUACAUAUAAUGUACAAAGCAUAAGAAUCUGCUGAAAGUCCAAUAGAACAUUACCUAUGUAUGUUGUCAUGUAGAAAUUUAGAAUCUAGGUUUUUUUACGUUUAACAGUUUCAACAGGAACUAAUAAAAUCAAUUCAUAAUAAUAGCCAUAUGUUUACACUUACAAAGAAUUUCUCUGUACUCGUUUAACAAUAUAAUCUUUUGAAAAAUAAAGCAAAUUUGACUUCAUUGAAGAGAUUGCCAAAUUAUUUAUUAUGCUUUUUUAGAAAUAGUAAAAAGUUUUCUGUCUUUGGUAAUUUGGUUAAGUAGUUUCUAACAAUAAAUUAGCCCCUUUUGAUUAGCUUGAAGGUCUUGAGAAAGUAAUGCAAAAGGGUCCUGGAGGGGUUAUUUAUAGCUCCAUAAUUAAACCUUAGUUGAUUGGAAUGUUCACUAAUUCUGACCUCUUAAUUCUUCUGUAAGCUGGAUAGAAAGUUAUACUGCUAAAAAAAAUCACUAGUCAGUGUUGCCCUGUCUGCCCUAUACUCUCAAUAGAUCUGGAUAAAUGACCAUAUAGGAAAACUGAGGAAUGCAUCAGGUAACUGAUCAGAAAGGGUUGAAAAAAAAUUGCAUCCACCAAAAGCAAAGCUAAGAAUUAUUGCAUUGGAAAAAGUAGUUCUAUUAUAUUUGUUUUACUCUAUCAUUUUAAUGUGAUGUUUUAACAUGUAAUACAUUCCUUACAAAAUAAAACUCAAAGACUUUGGAGCUAUGUUUCAUGCCAUUCAUUACAGCUUUAUAUAAUU